GCAUGCGCGCAUAACAUGUGACAUUUUCCACCAAAGAUGUAGACGUAUUUCACGUUUAUUUCUGGGACAAGGAGAAACGCAGAGUUGAAACGUGCGUUUUGAACUGCACCUUCGGUUGUAAUAGAAAGUUCCAGAAACAGCAUAUGCAAAAUAACAAUUCAUUUGUUAUCGACAACUUUCGUGAAGUGAAAUAAUGUCCGUCAUCGCAGAGGAAAAUGUCCGUGGCGGUAGUGUUUUCAAGGAGAUCAAUGCUGAUGAUGAAGACAGUCAACCCACCGAAAUCGAGAGUCUGUGCAUGAAUUGUUACCAAAAUGGAAUGACACGUAUUCUUCUUACGAAGAUUCCUUUCUUCAAAGAAAUUAUCGUCAGUUCUUUCACCUGCCCCAACUGCAGUUGGUCAAACACUGAAAUCCAAUCAGCUGGUCGCAUACAGGAUCAAGGCAUCACCUACACACUCAAUGUCAAGUCAAAACAGGAUAUGAAUCGAGAAGUUGUCAAAGCAGACAGUGCAACCACCAGAAUCCCUGAACUGGAUUUUGAAAUACCCCCAUACACACAAAAGGGCUCACUCUCUACCAUCGAAGGCCUCUUAGACCGUGCAGUUGCAGGGUUGGAGCAAGACCAGCCACUAAGAAAUGAAACUGCACCAGAAGUUGCUGUGAAAAUCAGUGAGUUCAUUGAUAAAUUGAAGAAGUUGAAAGAAGGUGAAAGUGGAUUCACACUGGUCAUUGAUGAUCCAUCUGGGAACAGUUUUGUGGAGAACCCCUUUGCUCCGCAGACGGAUGAGGCUCUCUCAGUCUGCAACUACACAAGAACUCCGCAACAGGACGCCCAGUUAGGAAUAAAGGCUGAAGACGAGGAGGAAGAGGAAAAGCCCAUUAAUGACAUUGACAGUAUGAGAAAUGAGGUGUUGACAUUUAAUACGAACUGUCCAGAGUGCAAUGCCCCAGCCUCGACAAACAUGAAGCUUGUCCAAAUCCCCCAUUUCAAAGAAGUCAUUAUCAUGGCAACAAACUGUGAUGACUGUGGACAUCGAACCAACGAAGUGAAAUCUGGUGGAGCCACAGAAGAGCUGGGCACAAAGAUAACCCUUCACCUCACUGACGUGUCUGACAUGUCCAGAGAUCUUCUCAAGUCGGAGACGUGUAGCAUCCUCAUACCUGAGCUGGAAUUUGAGUUGGGGAUGGCGGCUGUCGGUGGCAAAUUCACCACCUUGGAGGGACUCCUCAAAGACAUCAAAGAUCUGAUUGUUUCUAAAAAUCCCUUCACUUGUGGAGACAGCUCCACUUCAGAUCGAACAGAGAAACUUAAGCUUUUUGGACAGAAGAUUGACAAGAUCAUGGCGGGAGACAUGGAUGUUCACAUUGUUCUCGAUGACCCUGCAGGGAACAGCUAUCUCCAGAACAUCUAUGCGCCUGACCCAGACCCAGAGAUGACAACUGAGAAGUACACCAGGACCUUUGAGCAGAACGAAGACCUUGGUCUGAAUGACAUGAAGACAGAGGGUUAUCAGAAGUAAGGACUUCUGCAGCAGAAGGGUUGAUCUUACAUAAACAAUGCAUUCUUUGGAAAUUAAUUUGAGACAUUUGCACUCACUGAAGUUCACAAGGACAGAUGUCUUGCAGUUUUGAUAUUUGAGCACAAUAUGGUUGAAAAGUGAGAUCUUAUUUAAAAUAAAGCAAUCAAUAUGUUUAUAAUUUGAUUAGUAAAGUAUGCAUUUUUUUUGAGAAAUGCACUAAUAAUCAUGCAAUUGAAAGUGUUUUUGCAUCUGGUUGUUAAUGUGAUUCUGAUUCAGUGGAAUAGACUGGUUGAAUUGGCCUUCUACAUUUAUCUUGAUGUGUCCUGUUCAAUGGGAAUAAAUAAAGAAUAUACACUGGCUGCUGUAUACAAAUGAUUAUCGGCUUUUGUUCGUGUACCUUGCCUUGUAUAAAUACCUUAUCUAUAAUAAAACACUGCACUGCAUAAUUGCCCACA
Messenger RNA from Oncorhynchus tshawytscha (Chinook salmon), 1974 nucleotides. RefSeq names its product zinc finger protein ZPR1-like. NCBI's taxonomy places the organism in Eukaryota, Metazoa, Chordata, Actinopteri, Salmoniformes, Salmonidae. Gene Ontology annotation, cellular component: cytoplasm; nucleus. Gene Ontology annotation, molecular function: zinc ion binding. The record is from RefSeq and is a predicted model, not a curated record. The transcript has 14 exons. Bases 194 to 1519 code for a protein of 441 amino acids.